Messenger RNA from Fundulus heteroclitus (mummichog), 1700 nucleotides. Its product is annotated as interferon-inducible GTPase 5. Gene Ontology annotation, cellular component: membrane. Gene Ontology annotation, molecular function: GTP binding. The record is from RefSeq and is a predicted model, not a curated record. NCBI's taxonomy places the organism in Eukaryota, Metazoa, Chordata, Actinopteri, Cyprinodontiformes, Fundulidae.
UUGGACUGGAUUGGAUAAUUUUGCCCAUGAUGACGUAUGUAAACAUUUUAUUGGCUGUUUGACUUUUAGUGUCUGACUGAGUUAGAAGUCAUGACUUUAGUUUACACAAUAUACUAAUUUAGUGGUUUUAAAAUCAUUUUUGUCUUUCCUCUAAGGUUCAACAUGGAGGGUCCACUUGAUCAUCAAGAAAAUGAACGAAUCAGAGAAAUGCUGGAAACUGACCCUGUUGCUGCCAUAAAAAGAAUAAAUUUAGUGCAGACUGAUGAUAUUCGACUAAACAUUGCCAUUACAGGAGAACCUGGCACUGGUAAAUCUACAUUUGUUAACGGUUUUAGAGGGAUAAAUAACAAUGAUGAGGGAGCUGCACCUACUGGUUGUGGAGGACCCACCACAAGUCCUACAUCAUACCUUCAUCCAGACUACCCACAUGUCAUCUUAUGGGAUCUUCCUGGUAUUGGUUCAACCAUGUGGCCAGCAGAUCAAUAUGUGGAGCGUGUUGAAUUAAAGAAGUUUGACUUCUUCAUCAUCAUCUCAGCUAAUCGGUUCAGAGAAAAUGAUGUGAAACUGGCUGAGGAGAUUCAGAAGAUGGGGAAGAAGUUCUACUUUGUUCGCUCAAAGAUCAACCACAAUUUAAGAGAUGAGGAACAAAGUCGGAGGGAUUUUACAGAAGAAGAGACUCUGGCAGCAAUCAUUGAGGACUGCUUUAAAGGACUGCAGAAGGUGGGAACCGAGUCUCCACAGGUUUUCCUUCUGUCCAGCCCUGGUCUCAGCCAGCAUGGUUUGAAUCAAUUAAAGAGAACAUUUGAGAGAGAACUUCCUGAACUGAAGAGGAAAGCUCUGCGUUUGUCCAUGAGUGACCUUUACCUGCAGGUUUUAGACAAUAAGAAACAACGCUUUCAGGCCGAAAUAAAGUAUUAUUCCAUUUUCUCUGCAGCUGUACCCAUUCCACUGCUUUCGGCAUUUGUUGAUCUGUGGUUGAUAUAUUCAGCAUUCCAAAAAUAUGUUGUUGGAUUUAGACUUAAUGCUCGGUCACUAGAAGAAAUGGCUGCAGUCACAAGAGUACCAUGUGAGGAUGUCAGGAUUACCAGCACACUGUUAAAACCUUUAAUCACAUAUGCUGUCUUGAAGGUUUUGACCCAGGUUGCAGACAGAUCAAUGGCAUCAGUAGCAUUGAUGAAAGGCUACAGCUUCAUUUCAUUGUUUAGAAGACCAGUUGUUUUUGCCCUGUCCUUUACAACAACCUACAUAGCUCUACGUUUGACCAUCAGUGCACUUGCUGAGAAAGCACACAGGUUUAAAAGGAUUCUGGUUUUGAGCACAAUGUGAUAAUGCUGAAGAGAUGGCACAUUUAAAGCAGCUCCAAUUGUGGCUGCAAAAAAUAAAGAUAAGAUAAAAGCUGAAUUUGUUUUUGGCUUGUUUUGGCCUCCUAUCAGAUUCUAUUUGCUUGAAUAAACGUUAGUCUAUAAGACAGUUGUCCUAGACUGAGAUACUGUCUGUAAAUACUGGCCUCUAGUGGCACGUUUAGUGAAUUGAAAUUUCUUGACAAACCGCCUGCUAAAUCAACUUUAAAGAUGGCAACUCAUAAUUCUUACUUAUGGAAGGCAAAACAUCCAUGCGCAAUUUAAAUUGAUUGUAUUGUUUAUUCACAGAGAUAUGGAUAAACUUCUCAGUAUGAUGUGAGCAAAACUCAUUGUCUGAUG